AUGACAAAAAAUGAGCAGAACUUUUUGAAUUUUGGCAGGCGUAUUGUGGUGGACCAUGGCGAAUUAAAGGGCGCGACCUUCACGGCGCGAAACGAGAUUAUCGGAAGCGGGCCAUUCGACGUCCAGCAGUUUCUUAUCCAAAACCUCCUUUCGCAAGGUUAUUCAAUGACUGACACUAAAACAAAGGGAAGUAUCAGUCUGAAAGGCUCAGCGCAGUUGGUGCAGGAAUUUUUCCACUACGGCAUCAACAGCAUACUUUACCAAAGAGGAUUAUAUCCGGGUGACACAUUCAAGAGAGAGAAGAAGUACGGUUUGACACUACUAGUCACGAAUGAUAACAAACUGCAGCAGUUUUUGGAGCCGCUCCUGAAACAAGUGGAAUUUUGGCUGAGCAAACGAAAAUUGAAGCGUCUGGUUGUGGUUAUAUCCGAAAUAAAAACGAAGGAAGUUAUGGAGCGAUGGCAGUUUGAUAUUCAUACCGAAGAAAUGAAUGAAGAAGGUGAAAAUUCGACCAGGCAAAAGGACGAGAAGAAAAUCAAACAAGAGAUGUCUGAUGUGAUCAGGCAGAUCACUGCGUCUGUAACAUUUCUGCCUCUGCUUGAAGAACCAUGCUCUUUCGAUGUGCUGAUUUACACCGGAAAAGAGACAGAAACGCCAGCCGACUGGGUCGAAAGUAGUGCAUGUCUUAUAAAGAACAGUGAACAGGUCCAGCUUCGAUCAUUCUCCACAGCGGUUCACACUGUUAACACCAAUGUCCAAUAUAAAGCAGACCUAUAG
This is a messenger RNA of Cylicocyclus nassatus, 777 nucleotides long. NCBI's taxonomy places the organism in Eukaryota, Metazoa, Nematoda, Chromadorea, Rhabditida, Strongylidae. The record is from the annotation of a GenBank genome assembly.